AGUGGUAGAGGAACAAUUUUGAUUCUUGUAAUUUGUGGGAUUUUAAGCGUUGGUCGAAGUUCUCUCUGCGAUAGUUCUCAUUGUUCUAUUCCUCCUGCAGAAAUUUGGUACCACUCCUCUUUUGGAUGUACAGUAUUAUUCAAGGCGAUAUCACCCCAUUACAUAGUCCUCUUCUUCUUAAGAAAUGGAAAGCAAGGAUGGAUAUAUCUUGGUGGUACUGUCAUCUGCAUUACAGGUUCUGAAGCAAUGUUUGCUGAUCUUGGUCAUUUCAACAGGAGUUCAAUUCGGAUAGCUUUUCUCUUUACUAUAUAUCCAUUAUUAGUGCUGACAUAUGCGGGACAGACGGCAUAUCUGAUCAGAACUCCCGACGACCAUUUUGAUGGAUUUUACAAGUUUAUACCAUCUGCUGUGUACUGGCCAAUUUUUGUUAUAGCCACAUUAGCUGCAAUAGUAGCAAAUCAGUCGCUGAUUUCAGCCACCUUUUCUGUUAUCAAGCAAUCAGUUGUGUUGGAUUAUUUUCCUCGGGUGAAGGUAGUUCACACAUACUCCUGCAAAGAAGGCGAGGUUUACUCACCAGAAGUUAAAUACAUCCUCAUGAUUCUCUGUGUUGCAGUCAUACUAAUUUUCGGAGAUGGGCAAGACAACGGAAAUGCCUUUGGUGUUGUUGUUAGCAUGGUUAUACUUAUAACCACUGUAUUGUUGACAUUGGUUAUGAUCAUUAUUUGGAGAAGUCCACCAGCUCUGUUCGCGCUCUACUUUGUUGUAUUUUUUGUGAUGGAAAGUGUAUAUGUUAGUGCAAUCUUCACAAAAAAUCCAGAAGGUGGUUGGAUUCCUUUUGCCAUUUCUUUCAUCCUUGCUUUCAUUAUGUUUUUUUGGUUCUAUGGUAGGCCGAGAAAACUCGAGUAUGAAUUGACACACAAGAUAGACUUGGAGAGAAUAAGGCCACUGCUAACGGAUCUAGGUCUUCGGAGAGUUCCCGGACUCUGCUUCUUCUACACGAAUAUCCAAGAUGGUUUAACCCCAAUUUUAGGUCAUUACAUAAAGAAUAUGAAGGGGAGCCUUGGAGUAACUGCUAAAGUUAUUGCCAUGUGACAAUCUCUGGCAGAAAUGCAAGAUAAGCUUAGUUUUGAAGGGGAUGAUUUGGUUAAUCAAGUUAACCAGAGUUUACGGGUUCAUGUGCUCCACUGCUCCAAUUCAUCGGAGGUAGAUGAUGAAGUUUCCGAAUUGGAAGAGGCAAAGCUUGCUGGGGUGGUCCAUAUUCAGGGAAAGACAAGGCUUUAUAUCGGUAAGUGUUGUAGAUGGUUUGAUAGUACAAUGCUUGCUUUUCUAUGAAGUUUUGCAUAGCAAUUGCAGAUCUGCCCUGCCUGCUAUGGGUGUACCAUUACCCCAAUGUAUCGAGGUCAGAAUGCUCUACAAGGCUUGACUUGUUCUUAUUGGCUUAACUACAAGGCACUGAAAAAGUUCCAAGAAGAUUGAUUACAACAAUAACAGUUUCUUUCUUGGAAACUAUAUCGGAUUAGGACACUAGCCGAUGGGGGACGUUGAUACUUGCAUACAAGACCUUAGGAGUUGUUUUUGGGGGUCUUGUCACAUCUCCACUCUAUGUAUAUCCAUCAAUGCCGUUAAAUUGUCCAACUGAAGAUGAUUAUUUGGGGAUCUACUGCAUAAUGUUUUGGACCCUCAGUUUAAUAGGUGUUGUCAAAUAUGCUACCAUAGCUCUCAAAGCUGAUGAUCAGGGCGAAGAAAUAUAAAUAUUGGGAUUCUUUCUUCCAAGAGUGCCAGUUUGAAUUCAAGUUUAUUCCUAUGUUAACCAAUCGAAAAAGCCAAGUACGUUGGGUAAUUUUGUGAAAGGAGUUUGAUUGCGAGAAGGGUACUGCUUUUCAUUGCAAUGUUGGGUAUGUGCAUGCUAAUUGGCGAUGGCAUGCUUACACCUGCCAUCUCAGUGUUGUCUUCAAUGGAUGGCUUAAGAGCACGUUUUCCCUCCGUCAAUAAAUGUAAGUUUGACAGCAUGCAGUACGAUACAUAUUGUUCUUUGCUUUCUCAGUCGAGCUCCUUGCACGGGGCUUGCCUAGUGCAGUUUACCUCUCUUGUGUGGUUUGCGGGCUAUUACAUUGAAGCGGGGUUUACCCUAUGCGCACCCGAAGGAUAGUAACUGCUGGUUCCCGUGUCAUAAAAAAUAUUGUCUUCGUAUGGAGAGGCCUUAAUGAUUUUAAGGGUAAUUGGGAGGUGAUAGAGGAACAAUUAUGAUUCUUGUAAUUUCUUGGGUUUUAAGGUAUUGUGCUUGUUAGCUCAGUUCUUAGUCUCUUCUUCUUGCUUGUUUUAUAUGAUUUACAUAUCCUUGUUUUCUGGCAGAUAGCUUUUCUCUUUACUAUAUAUCUAUCUUUAGUGCUGACAUAUGCGGGACAGAUGGCAUAUCUGAUCAGAAAUCCCAAUGACCAUUUUGAUGGAUUUUACAAGUUUAUACCAUCUGCUGUGUACUGGCCAAUUUUUGUUAUAGCCACAUUAGCUGCAAUAGUAGCAAGUCAGUCGCUGAUUUCAGCCACCUUUUCUGUUAUUAAGCAAUCAGUUGGGUUGCAUUAUUUUCCUCGGGUGAAGGUAGUUCCCACAUCCUCCAGCAAAGAAGGCGAGGUUUACUCACCAGAAGUUAACUACAUCCUCAUGAUUCUCUGUGUUGCAGUCAUACUAGUUUUCAGAGAUGGGCAAGA
Molecule: messenger RNA, 2705 nt
Organism: Solanum dulcamara
Lineage: Eukaryota; Viridiplantae; Streptophyta; Magnoliopsida; Solanales; Solanaceae
Product: probable potassium transporter 17
Exons: 9
Coding region: 247-1092 (281 amino acids)
Biological process (GO): potassium ion transmembrane transport
Cellular component (GO): membrane
Molecular function (GO): potassium ion transmembrane transporter activity
Source: RefSeq, a predicted model, not a curated record